CAGGCACAGACAGACAUAGACACUCACUCGCUUCCUCGGGGCUCAUAGUUGCUGUUGUAGAUCACGAGGUUCCCCUGCUGUUAGAACUACCACCGCAUUUUUUGCGAAUACAUAGGCCCGGCCUCCCGAACUCAAGAUGCCUACCAUGUGGCUUUCAGAUACCCAGAAGAUCGGGGUCGCCUUCUGCUCAGGAGGCGGCCUCUUUCUCAUGGGCGGCGUAAUGAUGUUUUUUGAUCGCGCCAUGCUGGCCAUGGGCAACAUCCUCUUCCUCAUCGGCCUGACCCUCAUAAUCGGCACGCAGAAGACGCUCGCCUUCUUCGCGCGGCGGCAGAAGUGGAAAGGCACCGCCGCGUUCGCGCUGGGCAUCACGCUGAUCCUGAUGCGCUGGGCCUUCUUCGGCUUCCUGAUCGAGCUGUACGGCAUCCUGGUGCUGUUUGGCGACUUCUUCGCCACGAUCGCCGGGUUCGCGGGCGGCAUCCCCAUCGUGGGGCCGUACAUCGCGAAGGCGCUGAAUAGCCUGGGCGGCGCGAGUGCGGCCGCGAACGGCGAGAGCGUGUGAGCGCGUAGACGUCGCGGGGAACCAGACUCGGCGCGAACUGCACGGAUCGGCGCGGCGCGGGACAGGGCGCGCGCGACGCUCGCAGGCAGUGUAUUGUAUACUACGGACUGGGCAGGCGUUCGGCGCGCCAUUGCACACGAUACCACACGAAGCGACGACAGGGCAUGUAUGUACUUAAUUACCACACCUGCACACUCCACCCGCAGCGCCAUGUACCCGCGCCACCCCCCACCCACCCCAAA
Boeremia exigua is the source of this 801-nucleotide messenger RNA. Its product is annotated as vesicle transport protein. Lineage: Eukaryota; Fungi; Ascomycota; Dothideomycetes; Pleosporales; Didymellaceae. Gene Ontology annotation, cellular component: Golgi cis cisterna; Golgi membrane; endoplasmic reticulum. Gene Ontology annotation, biological process: endoplasmic reticulum to Golgi vesicle-mediated transport; retrograde transport, endosome to Golgi. The record is from RefSeq and is a predicted model, not a curated record. The transcript has 5 exons. The coding region runs from base 137 to 559 and encodes 140 amino acids.